Messenger RNA from Cooperia oncophora, 531 nucleotides. The record is from the annotation of a GenBank genome assembly. NCBI's taxonomy places the organism in Eukaryota, Metazoa, Nematoda, Chromadorea, Rhabditida, Trichostrongylidae.
AUGCGUCAUAUGUCAAAGGAUCAACAAUCUACCCUAUCACCCAUUGAUUUCAUUCAAAACGGAAUCAAUCUGGCUUAUCCGGUGGAUCCAGUGACCAGUGAGGAAAUUCAGGACGAAUCGUUCAUACCACCAGCACAGAAGGUAGCACUAAAAACACGACUAGAGGCUGAAAAGGCCCUCAAAAGCUCGUGUGAAAUCACAAACAAGUUCUGGGAGAUAUGGCGAAAGCAUUAUGUUACGUCCCUGCGAGAACACCACCAAGCCAUGAUCACACAAGGGAAGACUACAAACAUCCAAGACCGAAAAGGACAUAAUCGCAGUAAAUCAAGAAGUCGAACGUUUGUUGAAGAAAGAGCGAAGAAAUCAUCGGGAAAUACCGUGAAAUGGAAGAAGCGUUCGCAGGAAAUACUACGUCACCAAAUAAAGCCUACAACAAACGACGUCAUAUCGAUCAGCAGCUCACAGAAAGUGCCAAGGAAAGCUACAAAUUCGCAAGGAAUAUAUCUCGGACCUCCUGUGGGAUACGUAUGA